AUGCAAGCGCUUUCCCUUACCGACAAAAACCCAUUUUCUGCCUCUAUCUUGAUGGCUACGCAAUCUCAAAAGAUCAAGUUUCCCUCGGUGGAUGCAUACGAUGGAACGACUGACCCUGAUGACCACUUGGCCAUGUACAAGCAUCUCAUGCUAACUACCCAAGCUGAUGAUGCCACUUGGUGUAAGUACUUCCCGGUCACCUUGAAGGGCUUAGCACAAAGAUGGUUCAGUCAACUUCCAACCAGUUCUAUCCACAACUUCAACGAGCUAGUAGUACUCUUCACUCACCAUUUCAUGGCACAUCGCCAAGAAAAGAAGAGUAGCUUGCAUCUUGAAAGGAUCCAACAGUGCCCCAAUGAGAGUUUGCGAAGCUAUGUCAAGCGCUUCAACAACGAAACUCUCCAAAUCUCAGACCUGCCAGACCGAGUGAUCUUUGACAAUUUUUUCAGAGGCCUGGACGAAGAUAGCCCCUUCAAGUUCCAAAUGGCCAGGCAAAGGGUGGCAAGUCUAAAUGAGUUGAUGAACGAGGCGGAGAGAUGGAUCCAUGCCGAAGAAGUAUGCGCCGUGAAAAGGCCAAAAGACAAAGGAGUAUCUUCCUCAUCCAAGCUUCAAAGCAACCUAGGCCAUCAAAGUGGUGGGAAUGAUCGAAAGAGGUCUAGCACUUGGAACAUUGAAAUAGAAGAUUCAUCCAAAAAGGGGAAGGGUCAAAAGAAGAAGAAGUGUAGCUAUACCCCAACGGUGGAAUACACCAAGGAUCUAUUCCAAGUUUACAAGGAGGUUAGCAAAGAUGUACCGAUAGAAGACCCUCCCCCAAUCAACACUGAACUUGAAUUAAGGGAUAAGUCCAAAUAUUGCGAGUAUCACGAGGAUGUUGGACAUGUCACGGAUGAUUGCUUCACCUUGCAAUGA
Molecule: messenger RNA, 909 nt
Organism: Beta vulgaris subsp. vulgaris (sugar beet)
Lineage: Eukaryota; Viridiplantae; Streptophyta; Magnoliopsida; Caryophyllales; Amaranthaceae
Exons: 1
Coding region: 1-909 (302 amino acids)
Source: RefSeq, a predicted model, not a curated record